AUGGUGGGCCUGGGCUGGAAGGUGGUGCGAUCGCACCUGCGUUACUCUGAAUGGCUUUUCGCAGGCGUCGUCAGCGGGCUGUCCUUCCUGUUCGGGAUGACCCAAGUCGUCUGCAACACGCUCGGCGUGUGCGGCGGCGGCCAGAGCUACCUGCUCACCCAGUUCACCCUGCACUCGCUAUGGCCGACGGCUCUGGUCGUGAUCAUUGCGACAAAUUUCAACAUUUUCUCCCUGCAGCGGCAGAUAUCCGAGGCCCUCGCCUCGCCGGAUACGAGCGGCCUGUACGCCAAGCACCGGGCCUACAGCUUCUUUAGGGGGUUCUUCCUGUACUUCGUCAUCCUGCCCACCAUGACCAACUUCCUACCCUGCACGUGCUGCCCUGGGACGAGCGCUGGGUCGUGA
This is a messenger RNA of Prorocentrum cordatum, 402 nucleotides long. The record is from the annotation of a GenBank genome assembly. Lineage: Eukaryota; Dinophyceae; Prorocentrales; Prorocentraceae.